Messenger RNA from Iphiclides podalirius (scarce swallowtail), 684 nucleotides. The record is from the annotation of a GenBank genome assembly. Lineage: Eukaryota; Metazoa; Arthropoda; Insecta; Lepidoptera; Papilionidae.
AUGUGCAGUGUGCCGUUAUCAGUUUUGGCCGUCUUCGGCGUCGCUCUAGUAACAUCCGAGCUUUACGGCGAGAAUUUAGACGAGCCAUGCGAAGUGGAGGAGGCUGGCAACAUUCCUGGAAAAUGCACGCCGGACUACAAAUGCGAAUACGCCGAGAAGCUCAUCAAUGAGGAAGAGAAAAAGCCGACGGACUGCUUCAACAAUGGCACCUACAGGCUGGUGUGUUGCCCGAUCGAUAUUUAUCAAACCGGCGUCUUGGGCAGGACCUUCAUGGACUCGCAAGACGGGAAGCUGACGGACGGCGAGCUGGAGUGCCGUUACACGGGCGACUUCCCGAUGGUCUGCUGCAAACGCCAGCCAAUAGUGACCACUCGCAAGCCAGAAAUAAACGACCGCUCCUACCUGAAAUGCCGCGACGACCAAAGUACUGCGGCGGCCUGCGACGCAUGCUACACGUACUCGGAGCCGCGACUCGGCAUGGCGGUGUGUCCACAAAACACCGUGCCGAAGAUCGCUUACGGGGAGAUAGCUGACAUCGAAGAGUUCCCUCACAUGACUAUCCUUGGGUGUAGAAAGAAGAAGGUGGAUCCGAAUGACCCUGACAUCGCGUGGAUCGGCGCUGGCACAUUGAUCAGUCCAUUGUUCGUGCUGACGGCGGCCCAUGUGCUGUUUGACCCUAGCAAG